Molecule: messenger RNA, 1186 nt
Organism: Bactrocera tryoni
Lineage: Eukaryota; Metazoa; Arthropoda; Insecta; Diptera; Tephritidae
Exons: 4
Coding region: 238-741 (167 amino acids)
Biological process (GO): extrinsic apoptotic signaling pathway
Molecular function (GO): CD27 receptor binding
Source: RefSeq, a predicted model, not a curated record
UAGUUGUAUUAUUAUAUUUAUUUAACAUUUAUUCUGUUACAAGGAUAGUGGAAAAUAUCUAUAGCUAUAUUACAAACAAAAUUUUUGUCUGUGAUCGAGCAUAUAAACUAAUACCCGAAUUUAAUUGUUUAAUAAUUUAUUAUAUCAUAUCACGGAGUGGAAAUUUUAGGUAAACAAAAGAGAUAUUAUUAUUUCUUUUAUUAUAGAAGUGGAGCCAAUACUGAAGUUAAGAAUCUUAUGGCCACAAUCAUGUUAAAGCGUCAGCGUUGUGAAGAUUUCGACACAUUUGUGCCACAAACUAAAAAGCUUAUUAGUGACAAAAUUGUAGAGCAGCGCGAUCAAAAUAAAAUGAAUAAAAUUCAUCAAAAAACCAUCAACUUAUUAUUCAAAGCUGCACGUGUACAAAAACCAUUAGAACAGGCCCAAUCAGAGACGGCUGCGGAGGUGGAAGUACCACUAUGGCAGCAGGUUGUUUUACGUGGUAAUGGUGAAAUAUCAUCAAAAAAUGUUACAGAUCUUAUAGUUGAUCUCUCUUUGGAGAGUCGCAAAUCAAAAUGCUGUCACCGUGAAGCUUACAUACGUAGCGAUUGUUGUAAUUGUUCACAAGCGCUGUGCGAAUUUUGUGGACACUCAUGUGCAGAAUGUGGUAUAUUUCUAUGCGACAGUUGCGUUUCCCUAUUUGGUUGCGGUAAUGUUGAACGGCCAAUAUGUGAAAAGUGUUCUUUAUUUCAAAAUUUAUAACUUUCUCCUAAUUUUAUAACUAGCUGAAAGCUUUAUUUAUAAUAUAUGAAACUAAAGUUAAAUAUUUUUCGUCAUUUUUUAGUAUAAUCCAAAGUGCUUUCUUUUAUUAUAAACAAAUUUUUGUUAUAGAAAUCAAACGUACUUUUAUAUUAUUUAUUUUACGACAAGUUAAGAAAUAUUAAAUGUUUUCUGUGUAGUAACGUUGUCGUUGAAUUUUAUUAAAGAAGCACAUAAUAAUUUUUAUUUUAUUAUUGCAUAUCCCGAUGAUAUUAAGGCUAUGCUCGGUUUGCUAGUGAUAUAAUUAACAUAGGUGUCAUUCGUAUUAAAAAAAACAAGCUAAGUAAAAAACACAAAAAUUGUAGCUGCGUAACCCAAAUUGUUGUUCUGUAAACUAUGUAUUUGUUAACUAUAAAUUUAUUUAAUAAAACACUUAAUUUAUAUAAAA